Molecule: messenger RNA, 892 nt
Organism: Lolium perenne
Lineage: Eukaryota; Viridiplantae; Streptophyta; Magnoliopsida; Poales; Poaceae
Product: iron-sulfur cluster assembly protein 1
Biological process (GO): iron-sulfur cluster assembly
Molecular function (GO): iron ion binding; iron-sulfur cluster binding
Source: RefSeq, a predicted model, not a curated record
ACCCACCCACGCAGAGCCGGAGAUCGCCCGCCAGAAGAAUCCAGACGAGCCAACCAAACCUCCGAGAUUGUUGGCGAUGCUGCGCACGGGAGGAAGCCGGCUCGCGGCCCCGGCGCUCCGGCGGCUCCUCGGCGAGAGGGCCCAGCCGGGGCUGGCGGCGGCGGCGGGGGGCGCCAGGGCGUACCACGAGCGCGUCGUCGACCACUACAACAACCCGCGCAACGUCGGCUCCUUCGACAAGGACGACCCCAACGUCGGCACCGGCCUCGUCGGCGCGCCCGCCUGCGGCGACGUCAUGAAGCUGCAGAUCCGGGUCGACGAGGGCACAGGGAAGAUCGUCGACGCCUGCUUCAAGACCUUCGGAUGCGGCUCCGCCAUCGCCUCGUCAUCCGUCGCUACUGAAUGGGUCAAGGGAAAGCAAAUGGAGGAAGUAGUGACUAUCAAGAACACUGAGAUCGCAAAGCACUUGUCACUUCCACCAGUAAAGCUCCACUGCAGUAUGCUUGCUGAAGAUGCAAUUAAAGCUGCUGUGAAAGAUUAUGAAGCAAAGAAGGCGAAGCUGGGAGAUGGCCCUGCAGAGAAGUCUGCUGAAGCAUGAAAACACAGUUCCUGUCAUGAGGGGUAUUGACCAUCUGCCAUGCAUCUGCUCCUAGUGAUGAUAUAUGCUUCUGUUAUCUGAUGGUGGAAAAUAGUGUGUAAUUUUCACAAACUCUGGUGAUGUUGCAUGUAUCGUAAGGAUUAACACGAACAGCUUGGAAUAAAUGUGCGGUCAUGUUAGGAAGAAGUUGUGCGUGCAUAGCAGCUGAAAAAUUGUGCAUGUAUAGCAGCUGCUUGGAAGUCUUGUAGUCAUACUUGCUGAUGUAAGAUGCAAAUCUACUGUUCGAUUUUUCUU